This is a messenger RNA of Megalobrama amblycephala (Wuchang bream), 986 nucleotides long. It is a transcript of the gene airim, whose product is annotated as c19h1orf109 homolog (H. sapiens). The record is from RefSeq and is a predicted model, not a curated record. Bases 138 to 782 code for a protein of 214 amino acids. Lineage: Eukaryota; Metazoa; Chordata; Actinopteri; Cypriniformes; Xenocyprididae. Gene Ontology annotation, cellular component: cytoplasm; nucleus. The transcript has 4 exons.
GAUGAUGCAUUUUCCCGGAAGGAGCACAUCUCACGUGUACUUUUAAGAUGCGAUGAUUUUAUACACUCACUCAGUGACAUUAUUUAUGUUUUAUCAUAUAUAUGGAGGAGUGUGAUUAUUAUUAUAGCUUUAAAUAGAUGCAUUUGUGUUUGGAUGUUUCUCAAACACUGAUAAUGUCCAGUUCAGCUUUAUUAUCAAUGAACCAAGAGCUCAAAACAUGCUUUAAGGUGUUGAAAGCGAAUAAACUGGUUUGGGACAGUGGAAUAGAUGAAUGUAAGCCUCUCUUGAGCUCUCUUGGAAAUCUUGCAGUGCAGUUGAAGGCGUUGAAAAGCGUCCAGAUUUCAAACACGCCUCUUUCCAGUUUCCCCAGUUUACACGAACGGCUUCACUACAAACUGUCUCUGGCGGUGGAUGCGGUUCUGAUGAAGCUAGCUGAGAAGAUGGAUGUUCUCCAGCGUGUGCGAGACGCCGUCGGUCAACAGGUGUCUGCGGUGUUCCAGUUCUAUGAGAAAAACGCAGACUCUCUUGACAUCGCUGGUUGCGUCUCCAGAUCAGCCGUCUGUCCCUCCGUCUCAGAUAUGUUAGAGUGGCUUCAGGAUGCGGAACGCUACUACCGCCUGCAAUUAGUGCAGAGAAGGAACCUCCUGCAGUCGCUGACUCCCAGUGACCUUACGUUAAUGGAAACAGCGCCAAAGAGAUGGGAAUCUCUACAUUCAGCCAGCGGAGAGGAGAGAAUCGCAGAUGCAUUGUGUCAAGUAUCGUUCUUCAUGGAGACUGAAUGAAUGUCUGCUGUGAUUAUCAAGAUCAUGUCCACAUUCGGGUUUUCUCAGUAUCACAACGAAGGAUGCUUUAAUGGAGAGACAGUUUAUUGCCUCUAUACACAUGAUGGAUCUGACUCCUGAAUUAAUUUUAUUUUGCUAAAUACAUGCUUUGCAUCAGCAUCAUUGUAAGAGCAGUGCUCUAUUUUAAUAAAUGUGGUUAUUUAA